Molecule: messenger RNA, 1572 nt
Organism: Aureobasidium namibiae CBS 147.97
Lineage: Eukaryota; Fungi; Ascomycota; Dothideomycetes; Dothideales; Saccotheciaceae
Product: general substrate transporter
Exons: 3
Coding region: 1-1572 (523 amino acids)
Biological process (GO): transmembrane transport; carbohydrate transport
Cellular component (GO): membrane
Molecular function (GO): carbohydrate:proton symporter activity
Source: RefSeq, a predicted model, not a curated record
AUGGCGAAUGCAUUUUUCAAGAACCGUAGGGUCUACCUCUUGACCCUGGUGGCGUACAUGGGAUCCUUCCUUUUCGGAUACGACACUGGUGUCAUGGGAUCUGUCCUGGAACUGGAAAGCUUCAAAAGCGACUUCGGCAUGGCUGCCUCGUCGACAGGCUUCAGCAACGGCAAAAAUGCAGAGAUCUCCUCCAACGUCGUAUCACUACUCACCGCUGGAUGUUUCUUCGGCGCCCUCUCUGCACCUUGGUUGAACGAACGUCUUGGUCGCCGAUACUCUCUGAUGAUCUUCAGCGUCAUCUUCAUGAUUGGUGCUGCCGUCCAGACUGGAGCUUCACACGCGAUUGGCACGAUCUAUGGCGGUCGUGUCAUCGCUGGUCUGGGUAUCGGUGGCAUGAGUGCCAUCACGCCUGUCUUCGUCUCUGAGAACUGUCCUGCCAAUGUCCGUGGUAGGAUUUCUGGUCUCUUUCAGGAAUUCUUGGUGCUUGGUGUCAUGUUCAGUUAUUGGCUAUGCUAUGGCGUCAAGAAGAACAUUGCUCCCUCUGCAAUGCAAUGGCGUGUUCCUGUGGGUCUCCAGUUGGUCCCUUCAGGUAUCAUGUUCUGUGGUCUCUGGUUCCUCAAGGAGUCUCCCCGCUGGUUGGCGAAAAAUGACCGCCAUGAUGAAGCUUUGGCGUCACUCGCAUACAUUCGCUGUGUUCCCACUGAUGAUCCUGAAGUCCUUCAGGAGCUUGCGGAAAUUCGCGCGUCCGUGGAAGAAGAAUUCUUGGCAACCGAGGGUCUCAGCUGGAAAGAGUGUCUGAAGCCUGGAUACCGCGAACGCUUCGGUCUCGCCUUCUGUAUCAUGUUCUGGCAGCAAUGGUCGGGAACCAAUUCGAUUGGAUACUAUGCACCACAAGUGUUUGCGUCAGUAGGCCUUACUGGCUCCAGUACCUCGCUCUUCGCCACUGGUAUCUAUGGUACUGUGAAGGUCAUCGCUACUGGAAUUUUUCUCAUCAUCGGUAUCGAGCGCUUCGGUCGCAAGUGGCCACUGGUUGCUGGAGCCUGGUGGAUGGCCGCUUGCAUGUUCAUUAUCGGUGCUCUUCUUGUCUCCUUCCCACCAGACCCUGAUGCCGGAUCGGUGAGCUCUCCCUCCAUCGCUAUGGUAGUCAUGAUAUACUUGUAUGUCAUUGGCUACUCUGCUAGCUGGGGUCCUGUACCAUGGGUGUACGUGGCAGAGAUCUUUCCUACGAGGUUGAGAGCCUAUGGAGUUGCUCUCGCUUCCGCUACUCAGUGGCUAUUCAACUUUGUCGUCACGAAAGUCACACCCGCAGCGAUCAAUAGCAUCGGCUGGCGCACCUUCAUCAUGUUCGGAUGCUUCUGUACCGCCAUGGGAGCCUUCGUUUUGAUUUUUCUCAAGGACACAACUGGGCGCAGUUUGGAAGAGAUGGAUAUUCUGUUUGGAGCUGUUACACCCGAGCAAAGAAGAAAAGACGUUGAGUUGGCUGUUGCGGAAGAAUACAAAGCUGAUCCUCAUGCUGAACACGUUGAUUGUGUUGAAGAGGAGAAGGUGUUCAAGGAUAGAGAUGUCAAGUGA